Vitrella brassicaformis is the source of this 902-nucleotide messenger RNA. The record is from the annotation of a GenBank genome assembly. Lineage: Eukaryota; Vitrellaceae.
ACAUACAUACCAUGCCCUGUGCGUCAGUACAUAUGACAUACCCCGACGUACCAAUGUCCUCUCCUACAGUUUGAGGAAGCCAAACACCCCUCCGGUGUUUUUUCCUUGCUGCCUCUCUCUCAUUCUGUCGUCCCAUUCCAUCUUGGGGUCCUUGGCCGCCUGUCGCCUCAUUCUCUCCUGUUCCUUGGCCCUUUCCUCUUCGCGCCUCUGUCUGGCCUUCUCUGCUUCCUGUCUGGCCAUCUCUGCGUUCUUCUGGUGCCUCCACAUGGCCUCCUGAGUGGAAACGGCUACCCAGACCAAGGAGUGCAAAAACAUCAAGACUGAGACAGACAGACACACAGACAGAUGCAUCAGGCGUCGAAGGAUGACUGUCUGACUCACUGAUGCCCAAAAUGGCGCCUCCAGCAAUGAAAAUGACCAACAGCUCCAGGCUGAACUAAAACACACACACGCAGACACAUCCACACUCAUCCAUAUUCGGUCUCCGCUACAGAGUGUGCAUACCCUCAUAAGGGAUGUGACAGCCGUCGGCUCCCCCCAGCCAGAGAAGUGCAAGACUGUAGGCUGCCUCGUCCUCACGCCAAUCCCGCGCGGUGCCUGUCCUCGCUGCAGCUGCUUCCCUUCGGCCACGGCAGUAGUCUUGCCACGCAGCAUGAUAGAAGGGGCCACGAAGGACACACUGCCAGGUGCCGCAGCAGCAGGGGACCGACGAGCGGCGCCGACGGCAUGGGGGAGAGUCAAGAGGACAGCAGGCAGCCACAUCGCUGCCUUCAACCAGAUCUGUGCUGCCAACAAACGUUCAGUUUGUCUCUGAUCGGCGGGGAGGCCACCAGUCGCCCACUUCGCUAAUGUGUGAACGUGUGUAACGUUUCGUGACAUCUGGAAGAGAACCCUUGUCUGUG